Molecule: messenger RNA, 1244 nt
Organism: Solea solea (common sole)
Lineage: Eukaryota; Metazoa; Chordata; Actinopteri; Pleuronectiformes; Soleidae
Gene: tesca
Product: tescalcin a
Exons: 8
Coding region: 58-720 (220 amino acids)
Molecular function (GO): calcium ion binding
Source: RefSeq, a predicted model, not a curated record
GUUGAGCCAGUGGCUCCAGGUCAUGCGUCCUGACGCACCGCUGGUGGAGCAGCAACGAUGGGAGCCUCGCAGACGCGCUCCGAGAGCGUGUACCAGGAGCUGAUGGAUAAAACUGGCUUUUCAUUGGAGCAGAUCAAAAACCUGAAGAAACGAUUCCUGCAGUUGAGUGGAAAUGAAGAGACAAUAAGUAGAGAGAACUUGGACGCCAUUCCGGCCCUUGCCAACAAUCCCAUCAGAAAGCAAAUUAUCGAGGCGUUCUUCGACAAAAGAAACCAGCGUAGCAGUGAAGUGGGCCACCUCGAGGAGAUUGGCUUUGAACAGUUCGUCAUGGUCAUGUCUCACUUCCGCCCUCCGGCUUUGAGGACGUCCGUGGAGGAGAGAGAAGUGAUGAGAAAAGAAAAGCUCCAAUUUCUGUUCAACAUGCACGACACAGACAACGAUGGCGUGAUCACACUGGUGGAGUACAGGAAGGUCGUGGAGGAGCUUCUUUCAAAGAGUGGAGCCAUCGGGCACGAAGCUGCAAGGGCAAUAGCAGACGCCGCCAUGUUGGAAGUGGCGAGCACAAAUGUGCCAGACAUGGCCCCAGAUGAUUUUUAUGAAGGAAUUACGUUUGAGCAUUUCGAACAGAUUUUGAAGGGCCUUGAAAUGGAGUCCAGGAUGCACAUUCGCUUUUUGGAUGUAGACACCUCAACAAUGCGCUGUGGGAAAUCGACCUCUUGAAGGAGUUGCUCUUGUACAUAAUUGUCUCUGCUCCUGCUGUUUUUAGCAGAACCUCUCCAGUCCUUAAAUACAAAUGAAGCCAAAUAUGUUUUGAUAUGCUUUUUAGUCGGUGAAUCUUUUUAUACCAGCAGUAUAACAGAAUUGUUAACAUUUGACGAGUUGGGAGUUUUUUUGUAAUUCCAUUUUCAGAGUGUCACAAAUUUCAAAUACCUUCCUGUUUUCUUUUGUCAUGCUCUUGUUAGUUUCUCAGAUGAGCUGAUUUCUAAGGAACACACUACCUUGCUAUGGUAUGUAAGCAACAUGUCCGAAAUGUGAGGCAUGACACAAACACUCAUUCCCAGACUUCCUUCUGCAACUCCAGAAUAUUUGGAGGCUCAUUUAUUCCAUUCCUGUAACAGUACACUGAUGUUGUACCAUGAAGAUCCUCUACCGUCUUUGUCCAAUAACAAACUUUUUACCUAAGAUGAAUAAUUUAAGUAUGUGGACAAGCUUUCUUAACAUAAACUAAUAAAUAAUUAACUUAA